AUGACCGGAAUUACCGUCGGAGUUCUUGCCUUGCAAGGCGCAUUUGUCGAACAUGUUCACUUGCUGAAAAAGGCUGCUGCUGGGUCUUCCUCGGGCUCGCAAUGGGAAUUCAUCGAGGUGCGGACCCCACAGGAACUGGAGAGAUGCGAUGCGCUCAUUUUGCCCGGAGGCGAGAGCACGACGAUGUCGCUUGUCGCGGAGCGGUCUAACUUAUUGGAGCCGCUGAGGGAAUUUGUCAAGGUCCAUCGCAAGCCUGCAUGGGGCACCUGUGCCGGCCUGAUUUUACUCUCCGAGUCCGCGAACCGGACUAAGAAGGGAGGCCAAGAACUCAUCGGCGGUCUGGAGGUCCGGGUGAACCGUAACCAUUUCGGUCGCCAAACCGAGAGCUUCCAAGCGCCAUUGGAUCUGCCAUUUUUGGAGUCGGAGCAAACUUCAUUCCCCGCUGUUUUCAUCCGCGCACCGGUCGUCGAGAAGAUCAUGUACAACCAGGAGGGUGCCCAGACCGGGAAAGAGACUGUUGUGGCGCCGUCGAAACAGCCGGCGGCUAAGACAAUAGCACGCGAGGUGGAAGUAUUGGCGAGUCUUCCUGGCAGAGCUGCUAGAUUGGCCAACGAAGGUAAAGAAGUCAAUGCGGACAAAGAUACUGGGGACAUUGUUGCAGUCCGGCAGGGUAACGUUUUUGGAACGAGCUUCCACCCCGAAUUGACCGACGAUGCUAGGAUACAUGCGUGGUGGUUGCGCCAAGUAGAGGAGUCCGUGAAGAACAAAGCAUAG
Molecule: messenger RNA, 774 nt
Organism: Aspergillus chevalieri
Lineage: Eukaryota; Fungi; Ascomycota; Eurotiomycetes; Eurotiales; Aspergillaceae
Product: pyridoxal 5'-phosphate synthase glutaminase subunit PdxT
Exons: 2
Coding region: 1-774 (257 amino acids)
Biological process (GO): pyridoxine metabolic process; pyridoxal 5'-phosphate biosynthetic process
Cellular component (GO): cytosol; glutaminase complex
Molecular function (GO): glutaminase activity
Source: RefSeq, a predicted model, not a curated record